AUGAAAAGAUCAAGCACAAUACCAAAACCAAGUAAUACAGGUAGUGACAAAAUCAAUGAUGAAUUUAUUCUUUCAAUUGUUGGAGAUGGAGCAGUUGGAAAGAGUUCUCUCUCCACAAGAUUUAUGCAAGGUACUUUCGAUAAGCAACAAAUUUAUGAUCCUACCAUUGAGGAUGCUUAUUACAUAAAAAGAAAUGUAGAUGGAAAACCAACCCAUCUGGAAUUGAUAGAUAGUGCAGGACAAGAAGCCUUGAGGUCAACUUUUAUGAGAAGAUCAUUCGGGUUUAUUUUUGUUUUUGAUGUUACAAAUGGAGAAACCCUAAAAGCAUUGAAGGAGUACUAUGACCAAAUAAUAAGAAUUAAAACUGGUGAUGAAGAAUACAUUCCUGAUUCCAAUAUUCUCCAAAGGCCCCCAUUUCCUUGUAUAUUUUUAGGAAACAAGAUAGACCUUUUACUAAAGAACCCACAAAUUGCAAAAUGGAAAGAGAAAAUUCAAACAUCCCAACAAGAAGAAAAAAGGGAUAAGAAGCUCCUUAGAAAGCUUGACAAGGAAGUUAGAUCCUUCAUAGAAAGAGAAAUUAUUGGAAUUCAGACAGGAGAAAAGAAUACAUUCCAUCUGCCUCUUUACUGGACAUCAGCCAAAGAGAAUAUUAAUGUAGUUGAAGGGUUUGAAGGAAUAGUAAGAGAAAUGAGAACAAUGUCAAUCCCUAUAGCAAAACAAAAAAGAAUGAACAACACACCAAAAACUCUCUCUAAUCAAUCAAGUUCAACUGAAAGAAGACGAUGGUCAAGUUUUAGCUCUUCAAAAAAGUCCACUCCUAAUCAUUCCAUUGAAAAGCCAUCAUCAUAUCCAAGCAGAAGGGGAAGUUUCUUAUUUUCCUCAUUUAAUUGUGAUAAUGAUAUGGAAGACUUAGUAUGA
Messenger RNA from Naegleria gruberi, 918 nucleotides. Its product is annotated as ras family small GTPase. Gene Ontology annotation, biological process: signal transduction. The transcript is spliced from 3 exons. Gene Ontology annotation, cellular component: plasma membrane. Bases 1 to 918 code for a protein of 305 amino acids. Lineage: Eukaryota; Heterolobosea; Eutetramitea; Acrasida; Naegleriidae. Gene Ontology annotation, molecular function: GTPase activity; GTP binding; GDP binding. The record is from RefSeq and is a predicted model, not a curated record.